AUGCCUCGGCGAUGCUGCUUCAGCCUUGUCAUCCCCUGGUUGUUGCUUUUCCUCCCUGACCAGACGCAAAGCUUUAGCGGACGACUGUAUGAUGCUCUCAGUCGGAGUGAUCUAUCCAUAGCUGACAUACCGGGGAAAGGGAGAGGAUUAGUCGCUCAGAGGCGAUUCCCACAGGGAAGCCAGGUCCUGCUCGAGGACCCCUUCGCGUAUGCCCUGUCCUCAAGAUUCGGCUCCCACGAGAACUUCUGCCACCAUUCGCUUGCUUCGCAAUCUCGAGUCAGACUCAAGCGAUGUGCAGGUUGCAGGUUUGCAAGGUAUGCCUCGGCAGAAGAUCAAAAAAAGGCUUGGAGCAAGCACAGAUUAGAAUGCAGGAGGAUCAAGGAGUGUAUCGAUCAUGGUUACAUGCCAUCCUCAUUUCUUCUGACGGUCGCCAGGAUGUUUGACGCAAAGAAGCAUCGAUUCAACUCCUCAACCGCCACGUGGGAAGACAUUCUGGAGUUAGACACUAACUAUGACACAUGGAGCACUGAUCUCCUCGCCUCCUUCGCACAGAUCACGUACGUCGUGAGAGACUUCAUGGCCGAUGGCGACGUCAACAACAUGUUCUGCCCCAAAGAGUGGAAUCUCGAGGCCGCCAGGCUUCUCGAUCAAACCUUCAAUGCUACUAAUGGUAUCGAAAACCCUCGAGAGAUUCUGAUGACUAUAUGCCGACUCUACAACUAUGGCUUCACGAUCUGCGAUGAAGAGGAGCGGCCAAUCGGAACAGGACUGUAUCCCCUCGCCUCCUUGUGCAAUCACGACUGCGCUCCCAACUGCCUUGUCACCUUCUGCGGUCCCUCAUUGCAGCUUCGAGCGACAGAAGAGAUCGAAAUGGGCCAGGUACAGAUGGCAAGGGUUGACUGGCGACUAAGGUCUGGCCUGCAGGAGAUCACCAUAAGCUACGUCGAUAGCGCUGAGCCGCAUUGGUUGCGACGAAAAACUUUGCACAAGAGGUACCUCAUCAAUUGCUCGUGCAGCUUGUGCUCCAACGAGACUGCCUCUCUUUCGCGUGAUUGUCUCCCUCGUGACGCACUUCUGGAUGAAGUCAAAUCAGCUCUUCGGCCUCUCUCAGAUGAAGUAUGGGAACGAGAAUUUGAGAUCGAGGAGAAUGCCAACGUUGAGGACAACUUUCCUCUCUCCAACUUGGCGAUCGACGGGACAGACCUCCAGGAAAGGGAAAUUACGAAAGAGGUCGAACGACCGGGAGAGGAACAGCUACAGGUUCUGUCUCAAGACGUUGAUUCCUCUUUUGCCAACAUCAGGAGAGAACCUGCAAAUGUGGAGAGACUGGGGAUACUGCAGACGAGAGCAGAGGAAGCAUAUACGCAGCUCUAUGGAAUGUUUGACCCUGAGGACAAAGAGCUUGAGCAGUGGAUGAGGGAGCAUGUGCCGCAGUACAGCGAAAUAGCAAAAGAGGUGGAGGAAAUGUCGGCCACCCCUCGGUUGCUCGACGUCUCGUCUCUCAACAGCUCACGCACAGAGCUGGAGGAAGUAAGAGCCUGCUGCGUGUGCGGGGGUGUGGUUGGCGCUUUGGAGCUCGAGCGAGAGGUGCAGGAGCUGGUUAUCCAGGUGGGGGCCAUCCGAAAACACAUGUGGCAGGAUGAGAACGAGCUGAUAGAUCUAAACAAAGAGAGAAGCUUGCAAGGAAAGUUGCAUGCCGCAAAGACCCAGCCUUCAGCUGACAGAGCAAACGAGUUGCUUCAGAUGUUCAUUCUUGCAGUCCAAAAGGCAGAGAGCAUUCUCCAUGAUAACAACCUCAGCCUCUUGCGCCUUCGUGAAGCCAUGCAAAGUCAAGCAGUAGAAGCGAAGAGCUGGAAGUUCGCCCUCUCAACAUCAUACAAGGUCCUUCGGAGACUCUACAAGAUUUAUCCGCGGUGCUCGCCCUAUGUCGGUCUGCAGGAGGCAUUCCUCGGCAAGCUGUGCAUGUUCCUGUCCGGCGAACCCGACAAGACGCUUUGCCAUGGGUUUGGCGAUCCCUUGCAGGAGGCGGUCAAGCAUCUUCGGGAAGCCAAGCUCAUUCUCUCUGGCACGCACGGAUCAGAGCAUGUCCUGGUUCAGGACAUCAAUCGCCUUCUCCAAGAGGCCCACUACGCUAACCAAGGCUUUGCAAGGCUGCAGUGA
Molecule: messenger RNA, 2160 nt
Organism: Guillardia theta CCMP2712
Lineage: Eukaryota; Cryptophyceae; Pyrenomonadales; Geminigeraceae
Exons: 15
Coding region: 1-2160 (719 amino acids)
Cellular component (GO): nucleus
Molecular function (GO): protein binding
Source: RefSeq, a predicted model, not a curated record